Molecule: messenger RNA, 3824 nt
Organism: Brienomyrus brachyistius
Lineage: Eukaryota; Metazoa; Chordata; Actinopteri; Osteoglossiformes; Mormyridae
Product: transient receptor potential cation channel subfamily V member 1-like
Exons: 15
Coding region: 642-2891 (749 amino acids)
Biological process (GO): calcium ion import across plasma membrane
Cellular component (GO): membrane
Molecular function (GO): protein binding; calcium channel activity
Source: RefSeq, a predicted model, not a curated record
UCACAAUACCAGUGAUUUUUAAUCAUGCUGGGGGGGCUCCUCUUUAGAAGUAUUUAAAUUGUAUGAGCAUUGAAUAGCUGAUUUUGUGUUGAAUGCAGUCUUUAGUCUAGCAACUCAGAUAAUGGUGGAAUAUGAAAGGCCAUUAGCCCCUUAAGGGAUCUAUCCCUGCAUCAGUGCAUUCAUCGAGUUAAAGAAAACAAGACACUCAUGAUAUAUUUGUCUGAGAAAGAUUUUUUUUCCAAUUAGGGUAUAAUAUGCACUAUGCACAUAGGAGAUGUAUGAUGUUUGUUCCUGAGACUCCGGUGUAUUGUGGAGUGCCAUUAAUGUGCAGUAAUGCAUGGUCAGACUCCCCAGGGAAAAUAGGGUUGCUUCCUCUCCAUCUCUCCAUCAUGCUUCCCAUCCAAUGAAACCUCAGACAGGAUUCUUGUGUGCUCUGUAAACACGCCAGCAUCCAUCUCAGGGUAGGAGUUCUCCACAAGGCUCGGCUAUCAGCCUGAGAGGAUCCGUUUGGCUCCCUUUGGAUUUUAAUGCUAGACUUGAUCUCUGCACAACAAUAAAUGGAUAAUUAGGAACAACAGGAAUCGGGGUACAGAGAAACAAAAUACUGCUUCAUUAUAAUAGCGUCACAGAGAGGAGGAGGGAUGGAUCAGACAAACAUCCUAGAAAUGAAACCCUUUUCCCUGGAGACGGAUGACCGGAGUGCUGAGGAGAGGUCUCACUGCAAAGAGAAAACAAAAGGCUGGCCCUUUAAGGGUGGCAGAGUGGAGAAGAUCCCCAUGGAUACGAGUUACCUGGAGGAAGUGGUCACACCCAAAAUUCGGUUCAAUUUGAACUUUGACAGGAAAUUAAGGGGAUGUGAAGAAAUAAUAAAUCAGGAAAAUGCACAGAAAUUUGGCAUUAACACCUUAUUUGCAGCAGUGUCGAGUGGGGACAUAAGCAAGCUGCGGGGGCUGCAUGAAUACUUGCAGCACACGAUGAAACACUUGACAAAUUCCGAAUAUGAGUCACAUGGCAAAAACGCCCUUAUUAAAGGGCUCCUAAAUCUAAAAAAUGGCAAAAAUGACACCAUAGAGUUUCUUCUUGACAUUGCGGAGAAAAUGGGAGACUUGAAGGAAUUUGUCAAUGCAGCGUACACAGACACAUACUACAAAGGGCAAACUGCACUUCAUGUUGCCAUUGAGAGAAGGAGUGAGUUCUUCGUCAAGCUGCUGGUGCAAAAAGGAGCUGAUGUUCAUGCCAGAGCCUGUGGGAAAUUCUUUCAGGCACACGAUGGACCAAAUUUCUACUUUGGUGAGCUGCCACUAUCACUGGCAGCCUGUACCAAUCAGCCAGCCGUUGUUGAUUUUCUCAUCGAUAAUCCGUACCAGAAGGUGGACAUCAUGAAGACGGAUUCCCAGGGCAACACUGUGCUACAUGCUCUGGUCCUGGUUGCAGACAAAGACAACACUGACUUCAUCGUAAGGAUGUAUGAUCAUAUCCUCACUAUAUCAGCAAAGCUUCACCCAGAGACCAAGCUAGAGGACACUGAGAACCAUGAAAAGUUGACGCCACUCAAACUCGUGGCCAAGAGAGGCAAAAUUGAGCUGUUUCAGCACAUGAUACGCCGCAAGUUUGAUGAUAAGCAGAGUGUCCACCUAUCCCGCAAAUUCAUAGAAUGGGCAUAUGGUCCCGUCCAGUCAUCCCUCUAUGAUUUGACUUCAUUGGACUCCUUCGAGGCCAACUCUGUCCUGGAAAUCAUUGUCUACGGAAGUUUGAUUCCAAAUCGCCUCAAGAUGCUUCAGCUGGAGCCUCUCUGCAGGUUGCUUAAUGACAAAUGGGAAAAGUUCGCUCGAUGGCUAUUUCUCUUCAAAUUCCUCAUCUACCUUGUCUACUUAGGGAUCUUCACCGCAGUUGCUUAUAACACGAGGAUGAAGCCGCAGUCAUCAUUUUCCAAUGAAGAGACUGAUGUGGAUUAUGUCUACCUCACUGGCCAAGUGAUCUGUUGCGUUGGAGCGCUUUGUUUCUUUUUUAAAGGGUUAUCAGAACUGAAGAGAAAGCGCCCGAAUCUGCAGACUCUGCUGGUGGAUGGGUACAGCGAGAUACUUUUUUUCAUACAGGCCAUCCUCUUCAUCAUCGCGGCAGUCCUUUACUGCUGUAAAAGGCAAGAAUACUUGGGCCUCCUGGUGAUCAGUCUUGCCCUCAGCUGGAUCAAUUUGCUGCACUUCUCCCGAGGUUCCAGACAUAUGGGGAUCUACACAAUCAUCAUACAGAGGAUGAUCCUCAGUGACGUUUUGCGCUUUCUGUUUGUCUACAUUGUCUACCUUUUUGGAUUUUCAGCAGCUGUGGUGACGCUGCUGGAUGAGCCCCCACCCCCUAAACUUCACCGCAAUAGCUCAUCAAGGUCCUUUUUUACCCCAGUAGACGAAUCUGUUGACUGUAAGAAACCCACCUUUAAAAGCCUCUCCUUCACCACUCUGGAGCUCUUCAAGUUUACCAUAGGAAUGGGUGACUUGGAGUUCACCGAGAACUACAAGUACAAAGAGGUUUUCUACGUGCUGCUCAUCUCCUACAUUGUCUUUACCUACAUCCUGCUGCUCAACAUGCUCAUCGCCCUGAUGAACAGGACUGUGGAGCAGCUGUCUGAAGAGAGCUUAAACAUCUGGAAGCUUCAGAGAGCAAUCACCAUCCUGGACCUGGAGAGGACUUUACCCUCCUGUCUGAGGAAGAGACUGCGUUCUGGGAUGGAGAAAGACCUGGGCAGGAAGCCUGAGACAGACAAGCGCUGGUGCUUCAGUGUGGAAGAAAUCAACUGGAACAAAUGGGAGAGCGACCUCGGCAUCUUAAACGAAGAACCCGGGAGCUGUCAGAAAAUGAUGCAUUUCCCACAAAACAAAGACAUGCAACUCAAUUAAGUGGAUGGGGGGAGGGCAGGAGUCAGACUUUGGUAGAUCCAUUUGGGCCCGAUCUAUAACAUUUGGAAGAUUUCAGCAAAACCUGCAAAGAGUCACGGCAUUAACUUUAAUGUUAUUGGCAGUUAGUGAAAGCAGAUGGAGAAAGUCCAUUUAGGUGAUAUAUUGAGUAGCAGUGAUUGUUGUGCAGUUACAGUCUUUGGUCUAUUUUGUAAUGAGUGUCUCAUUCAAGAAAAAGAAAAAUUCACCUUUUUAUAUGAGAACACAAAAUGCUCAGUUUCCUCCACCCCAGUACAUCUCAGAGCCGCUGUGUUACGUGCCGUAAGGUGUUGGGGAGGGGUUGCCCUGCCGAUCCUGAUCGUCGCCCAGCUCCCUUCGACUCUGCCUCCCGGACCUGGCCACGCCCCGAUCUUCGACGUUACUUCCGCUUCUAUGAUUGAAAAAGCCGUGGCGGGAGAGUAGCAGGAGCUCUGCUCUUGGUUGGUUUGUAUGUGGUUUGCUUGCAUGUUGAUUAUUGGUGUAUGACAGUUUUGGUUUCCUGGUUUUCGUCUCUUGCUUUGCCCUUCUGUACCUUUGCCUUCGGUUUUGACUGCUUUCUGGUUUUGAUCUCUUACCUUCUUACUGACCCCUCUCUUUGCCUUGCCCCUCGGAUACUGUGUUUCGGCUUUGGUGUUUCCUGUAUGUUCGUGUCUGUUAAGUGUGUAAGGAGUGACUGCCCAUUUGUUUUUCCGUGUGGUUUACUGUGUUUUUUGGUGAGGGAGUCAGAGUUACUUUUGUCAUUUUGUUUUCCCGUUUUCUUUUCGUUUAGAAUUAGCUUAGUUGAGACGUGUUCGUUAGUGCUGUUUGUUUAUUGUUUUGGCCGUGUCACUCCGGAAGUCUGUUACCCUACUGUUUGUGAAAGUGUUGUUAAUAAAUAUAAAAAAAUACAAAAAAAGA